GAAUAACGCGCAAUUGUUUAGCGUCAAUUAAAUUAUGGCAGCUUCAAUAGUUUUGGAACAAAUAAACAUUAAAUUUCUCCCAGCACGCGAAAUGUGAGUCAUAGUCUAAUCUGUUCCUGAUCUACUCUUUUAAUCACUUAGGAAUUUUAGUGAUACAGUUCACUGUUUAGGAUGGCAUUCGUAUGGUAUGUCAGCUGGUGGAGUUCAAACAAUAGUUAUUAAUUAGUCGUUAUGAUAAAAUAAUCAGUUGUGAUAGAAAUAAAAAGAUAACAUGUUUAUCGGUGAAUGUAAAUAUAUUAUGAUUGAUAAGUUACUUGCUUGAAUGCUACCUCAAACCGAAGGAAUUUUUAAUAAGAAAUGAAUCCCUACAUUAUUGAAUCCGAUUUACAAUACGAAGUCGUUGACAACGAUACUUGCUUGAAUAGAAAACAUAAUAGUUCUAUUAUCAUUACUAAUGUUUAUGAAGGAAUACCAGAAACACUUAUUGUUAAUCUAAUAUCAUGGGCUAGCUUAAUUUUACUGUUUGCAUUACUAAGAAAUCGAGCUUGGGACUACGGUCGCUUAGCAUUAGUGCAUAAUGAAAAGUGGACUCAGUUAUUUUAUAAAAGUACUGAUGAUGCCGUAAGUGUAGAUGAAGCAACCCAAGAAUCGUCGUUAAUGUCAGACUCCAGAUGUUGUUCUUGGUUUCCUUCAAUAUUUAAAAUUAAUAAACACCGUUUGAUAGAUCGUGCAGGGCCAGAUGCAGCACAUUAUUUAUCUUUUCAACAACAUUUGUUACUACUAAAAGUUAUCAUCACCAUUUUAUCUUUGUGUGUUAUUCUUCCUAUUAAUUUUCAAGGAAAUUUACAAGGGAGUGUUUAUACUUUUGGACAUACAACUCUUAGUAAUUUAGAGCCUACUUCAAACUGGCUUUGGAUGCAUGUAAUUUGUUCUUUUGCCUUGGUACCUUUGACAGUAUUAGUUAUGAGGCAAACAUCCAGUCGAAUUCCAACAACAACAAUACUAUCCAGUAGGACAGUAAUGGUUACUCAGAUUUCUAAAGGCCAUAGAAAUCCUGAAGAAGUUAGGAGCUACUUUUUAGUCCGGUUUCCAAAUAUAGGCAUAAAAGAUGUCCAAUUUGCUUAUAGAAUAAAAGAUUUAACCAAUUUAGAGCAUCAGAGGGAAGCAGCACGCCAAGCAAGAAUAUACUGUGAAAUGAAUAACAGAGAAAUUAUUAAGGUGCAACCAUAUGGUUGUUAUUUUUGUUGUCCAUGUAAAAGCAAGAAUGCUUUGGAAUAUUAUAUAGAAGAAGAAUCAAGGUUAAAUGCUUUAGUUUCACAAAAAAGGCAUCAGGCACUUCAUCAGCCUCUUGGCAUAGCAUUUGUAACUCUUGAAACAGCUGAAGAAGCUGAAGCUGUUCUUCAUACGUUUGUUCCUGGAACACGCUUUCAUUGGAAUAUUACAAAUGCACCAACUCCCUCAGACAUUAUUUGGGAAAAUCUUCAAGUUUCAGCCAGGAAUUGGUAUUCCAAAGCAAUUAUUAUUAAUGUUAUACUUUUUCUUGUUCUGUUCUUCUUAACAACACCUGCUUAUGUAGUUAAUCUUAUAACUACUAUAACUCAGCAAAGAGAUUUAAUGAAAAAGGUCAGUCCAGUGAUAUCUGAAUUUCUUCCUACUCUUCUAAUGUUAUUUAUGGCUGCUAUAAUGCCUGUAAUUGUUGCUUAUUCAGAUCAGUGGAUGUCCCAUUGGACAAAAUCCAAACAAAAUCUUGCUACCAUGCAAAAAACAUUUUUUUUCUUAUUAUUUAUGGUUUUAAUUCUACCAUCAUUAGGUUUAACUAGUGCACAAGCAUUGGUAGAAUGGUCAGUUUCAGAAAACCGUACUUAUCGUUGGGAAUGUGUUUUUUUGCCUGAUAAAGGUGCAUUUUUUGUAAAUUAUGUAAUUACAUCUUCAUUAAUUGGAACAGCGCUUGAGUUGUUACGUUUUCCAGAAUUAGCCAUGUAUGUAUGGCGUUUACUUCUUGCUAAGUCCCCCGCAGAAAAAAUUAGUAUCCAGAAAAAUAUACUAGCUGAAUUUCCGUACGGAAUUCACUACGCAUGGACGUUGCUUAUUUUUACUACUAGCACUGUUUAUAGCUUAACUUGCCCUCUUAUAACGCCUUUUGGUUUAUUGUAUUUAUGUUUAAAACAUUUUGUUGAUAAACAUAAUCUGUUCUAUGUAUAUCGACCCAGUGGCAUGUGUGGUGAAGGACAACAGAUUCAUAUCUUAGCGGUUAAAAACGUUCGUGUCGCUGUAUUGCUACUUCAAGCAAUUAUGGCGACUUUUGCAUUUAUUAGGGGUGGUUUAGGAGCCCUGUCAAUCGUUACAAUGUUAGGAUUUGUUUCAACAUGUAGUUUCUUCUUUUUGUUGGGUCCUUUUCCAUCUUGUCGUCCUGUUGCAACGGUAAUUAACAACAUGCCGGAAAUACAAGACAAUUACGUUGCGCCAGUUUUAAUCAGUUCUGAAAAAGCAUCAAAAGAAGAAACUAUUUCUUUUUCUCCUUGCUAUGGUUCUUCAAAUUCGAACGAAAUCGUUCCAGUGGCUGCUAUUAAUCCUACUCUAACAAAUGUUAUUUAAUUGCAUUUUUAUUGUUAUUCAUGUAUAACCCUCCCAUUUCAUUUAACAUUCGGCUGUGAAAGUAAGACAAAUUGAUAUAUUUAUAUUAACGAUUAUUAAUUGUAAUAACAUUGCAAUUUGUUACAAAGUUAUUUAAAUUUUUUAUUUUUAAACAAAUAUGAAUCCUGUUCAAUAAUUCUAUGUAAAUGGGAAAUGUUUUAGAUGGUAACAUUUAUUAGUUGUACUACACGAUUGUUUAUUUGUUUCAGAAUUGUCGUAAAACGUUAUUUACAACUUUUACAAAAUGCACUAUCAUGUCCAAAUUGUCAUUCUAAUUUUAAUAAAUCGUAGUAAGAUGUAUACAAUCACCACUUUAUUAGUGAGAUAUCUUUUCUUUUAGUACGUACAUGAAAAGUGUUUGAUUUGUAAAGUAAACAACUUAAUACUAAAAUUGAUGUACUUAUAAUUUUAUAGCUGAUCGUUAGUUAAAUCUCAAUUUGUUUAUUUUUUAAAAUAAAGUACAUUAGCGCUCCUAAAUAUUUCUUAUCUUUUAAUAUUUACAUAUUGGUGAUGAUACAGUAUGAGCCUUCAUUGUAAUUAUUUGUAUAUAUAUCAAGGUUGACCAGUUUUAAUGACAUCAAUUUUUGUCUGUAUUAGAGUUUAUAUGAGCAUAAAAACCAUAUAUUUUGCGAAAAAGUAUAAAAAAUAACCGUUAUAAUAAUGGACAUAGCUUAAUGAAUUUAUAUUUCUUAGCCUGUGCAAAUGAUUUCUAUCAUCUCAUUUUUUUUGUUAGUCUGUAUAUAGUAUUUGAAGUAAUAUUAAUGUAAUUUAAAUAUGCUUCUUGACAAUUACUUCAAACUUUCUGUAACAAAUGAUACGUUUUCUAUAGAUUACUUUUAACCCUAUGUUAUUUUAUUUAUAUAUGUUUAACAUAAAAUGCUUAUUAAUUUCAA
This is a messenger RNA of Agrilus planipennis (emerald ash borer), 3527 nucleotides long. It is a transcript of the gene Tmem63, whose product is annotated as CSC1-like protein 1. The transcript has 2 exons. Bases 358 to 2595 code for a protein of 745 amino acids. NCBI's taxonomy places the organism in Eukaryota, Metazoa, Arthropoda, Insecta, Coleoptera, Buprestidae. The record is from RefSeq and is a predicted model, not a curated record. Gene Ontology annotation, cellular component: plasma membrane. Gene Ontology annotation, molecular function: calcium-activated cation channel activity.